Messenger RNA from Tetranychus urticae (two-spotted spider mite), 1006 nucleotides. RefSeq names its product isoamyl acetate-hydrolyzing esterase 1 homolog. The record is from RefSeq and is a predicted model, not a curated record. NCBI's taxonomy places the organism in Eukaryota, Metazoa, Arthropoda, Arachnida, Trombidiformes, Tetranychidae.
AAUAUUGUCUUUGUCUUUGCUCUGAAAAUGAAGUGGAUUUUGUCUCUUGCUUUAGUUUCCUUUGCCGUUUCACGGUCCUCUCGAGUUCAAGCUGAAAUUUCUUCCAACCCAUCAUCUUAUGAUUCUGGGAACCCAAAUACAACAUGGUCCAAAGUUAUUCUUAUUGGUGAUUCGAUAACUCAGGGUGCUUUCUUUGUUGAAAACGGAUGUUGGGGAACUUUGUUGGCUCAUAACUUACAAAGAGUAAGUGAUGUGGUUGAUCGAGGUUUCAGUGGCUAUACCACAAGAUCUAUUCGUGCAAUACUACCUGAUAUAUUAACCAAAGAUGAUUAUGAAAAGGCUGCUUGUUUUGUGAUACUUUUAGGAUCAAAUGACUGUGUUGAUAACAGAAGCUUUCAACAUGUUCCUAUUGAGCCAUUCAAAGAUAAUUUGAAUUGGAUAAUAAAUUAUAUUAAAGGUCAGGGUGUUUCAUCGGAUAAAAUCAUAUUGAUGACUCCCCCAGUUUACAAUAACGACGCUUUUGCCAAAGCACAAGGUUAUCCACCAAACAUGGCUGUACGGCAUCCAGAAGGAUACGCUAACGUUUCCAAGCAAGUUGCUGAGGAGAACCAAGUAACAAGUCUUGAUUUGUAUUCCAUCACAAAAAAUCAUCCUGACUGGCAAUCUCUCCUGGUCGAUGGUCUACAUCUCAACAAUGCUGGAGCAAAAGUUGUUUUUGAUUCUUUAUGGCCAUUAGUGUAUAAUCGUAUUGUUGCUUUCCAUGGUUCAUUUACACAGAAGUUUCCACCAUACGAUGUAAUAGAAAAAUCUCUCAACGAAGACUGGAAAAAUUGAGCUUAAUCGGACUGGUAUUGAUCUUCAAGUUAUUCGUGACAAUACGAAUACCAUUUAUCAAAAUUUUAAUUUAAACGGAUUAUCAUUACCUUUUAUAUUCAACAUUAUGUUCCCAUGAGUCAAUUACAUUGGUAUAAAUGAAAAAUAAACUCACAAAAUGUUUACUAUUAGU